GCUUAAAUUGCACAAAAAAUACUGCUUAACUAUGAAAUUGAAUUGCUUCAGGUCUUUAGAGAUUGAUGACCAGGAUCGGCCAUCCCUGCGCUUCUUGUUUGUUGGUGUUUGUGGGGAAACUGGAUUUUGCACAUAAGUCCUGAUAUGAUAACGCGACUGACUGACUAGCGACAGGGAUAAAUUCAUGCGCUGAGCUUAUCUUAAAUUGCGACCCGGCGCUAGGACCCGCGGAGCGCUGCUGCCAAGCAUUGGAUAAUAGCUGCUGUGAGGACUCUUGCUCAGUUUACAGUUUUGAAUUCGGCUGUGAGGUGCUGUGGAAGAUGGCAGGGAAUAGGGUCGGAAGACGGUACCAUAACAAGGUUCACUCGCCGAACCGGGGGAUCGGAGAACAGGGGAUCGGGCUGCAGAGGAGGCAGGCGAGGGUGACGGUCAAAUACGACAGGAAGGAGCUGCAAAAACGUGUGGAUGUGGAGAAGUGGAUCGACGACAGCUUGGAUGAGCUGUAUUCGGGAAGGGAAUCGGAGAUGCCUGAAGUGGAUAUCGAUGGCUUGUUAGAUCUGCUGAGUGACCAGGAACGGGGACAGAAACUGCAGGAUAUCCUCCAUUUGUGCAAAAACAACACAGAGCCGUUUAUCAAGGAACUGGUCUUUAAACUCAGCGGACUUCAGAAACAGGAAGAGCUUCACAAAAAAGGAAUCGAGCCUCACCACUAGGGGGCAGAGUUCCUCAAAAGCUACGGGUGUGAGCGAAGCACGGUGGCUGCAAGUCCCCACACCCCUCACACUCCUGUACAUACACAGCCCUCGCUGCAAGGUGGAGCCAAUCGCAGUUUUUGAUUGAUGCAAUUGACCACAUGAUGCCAGUUCUGAUCCGCUAAAAAUCUGUUUAUUGGAAUAAUGCGUCAAGCUACUGCUCUAUUUUAAUGAACAGGUGCUGAAGUACGGUCAUUAUAAUAGAACUCUAUAUAUCUAAUUACUCUGGCUGGCUGAUUUUAUUAACCUUUUUUUUUAAAUGCAAUAAAGUAUUAUGUUUUAUGGUGGUGGUAGUAAGGUUCGCCACAGUUUAGAUCCUGAAAAUAGACUCCAAAUGCGUGAGGGGUAGGUGGGAGGGGUUAUAAGCUCUGGCCAGUCUGUAGAGCUCCUCCCCCCUCUUAAAAAAACAAAAAAAUUAACGAAAGAAAAUAUUCAAAUACUGUUUUUAAGUGCACCAACCAGUCAAUCAAUCACACGAGUUUAUAUAACUGUAUUGUUUUUGGACGCUUCUGUAAUGUUUUGUAUAGAUUUUUUUUUUUUUUAAAUACCAAGUUAUUAUCCUGCUGCUUUUUUUUUUAAUAAUUUCUAUUUUUUAUAUACUUCAUAAUAAUAAAAAUUAAGAUUUAUUGCUGCGUUGUUUUUUUUUUAAGUACUAUUGAAAUUGCAUCAAAGUGCCGUCCGCUUCCAGCUUUAUUAAAUGUGAUUUAUUUUUCCCCCCUAGCACGUAGCGCGCGUCUCUUGCUGGAUGAAAGUUUUUACUGCAGGAUUUCUCGAUUUCCACACAUUAACACACUUGGUUAAGGAUAUAUCACAAAGGAAGGAUCACGCUAAUAAUACAUGCAUGCAUAAGGCUACAAAUCGAUUAAGGGGGCAUUAUGAAACUCUGAGUUAUUGAAAUAUAUCCUUUAGAAGGAUUUCAAAUUUGAGACAUAAUUGUUCAACCGCUUUAAUUUUGAAGCAAAUUUUAAUUGACUAACAGCGACUUCAAUGUUAGCCAUUUAUUGACGCCACUGUAGGGAGAAGCUCAUUUGAUCAGCACACUGAAGAUUGCACAUUUUGAUCAGUGAUGUGUUGGAAUUGAGAAACAGGACUUGACCCGACUCUGAAUGUAUGUAAUAGUGCAGUCAGUUUAUACCACUGUGAUAUAACUAAGACUGUGGGACCGUGUGGCGUCCCAUUAGAGCUGCCAAAUCCCAUUGCCUUUUCCAGUGCAGUGGCCAAUUGCAUAAAACACUUUCAGUUAAAUUAGUUUCCCCCCUAAAGUUUCUCCUGAGGACAUUGCAGGAAGCAGCUUGACAUUUUAAGAGUCAACACCCUAGUUAGGGAACAUGCAUCUUUACUUAAACUUAAUAUUCUUCAGAGAAUCUUGUGGUAAGGGGAAACCAGUGAAGAUCUGAAACUGUAAUACAAUGGUUUUAUGAUUUUUUUUUUUUACGGUUUUCUGUGACUUGUUUGCACUUGUGUGUAGCAACAAUACAUGUUCCUACUAAAUAAACAAAUCUGUUAUUGCACAAA
Acipenser ruthenus (sterlet) is the source of this 2267-nucleotide messenger RNA. RefSeq names its product protein phosphatase 1 regulatory subunit 14A. The record is from RefSeq and is a predicted model, not a curated record. Bases 321 to 713 code for a protein of 130 amino acids. Gene Ontology annotation, molecular function: protein serine/threonine phosphatase inhibitor activity. NCBI's taxonomy places the organism in Eukaryota, Metazoa, Chordata, Actinopteri, Acipenseriformes, Acipenseridae. The transcript has 4 exons. Gene Ontology annotation, cellular component: cytoplasm. Gene Ontology annotation, biological process: regulation of phosphorylation.